Messenger RNA from Oryza sativa Japonica Group (Japanese rice), 924 nucleotides. RefSeq names its product pathogenesis-related thaumatin-like protein 3.5. Lineage: Eukaryota; Viridiplantae; Streptophyta; Magnoliopsida; Poales; Poaceae. Gene Ontology annotation, biological process: defense response. The record is from RefSeq and is a predicted model, not a curated record. Gene Ontology annotation, cellular component: extracellular region.
GAGGCAGAGGAGGAGGCGGCAACGACACGGCAAAUUACUGAGGAUAUCACCAACGUCCAUAUAAACAAGAUAAUCACCAGGCAAAUUAUUGCUGCUGCUACUUCACCAUUUGUGCAUUUCCUCUUCUACUAUCUUAGCUGCAGCUCGCACGCUUUGAGUACGUGCAUUGUUCAACUGCCAUUUCUCUCCUCAAUUCCAAAAAAAUAUAUUCACCUUUUUCUCAUUCGAGCUAAACCAUUUCGAUCAAUGGAAUUCGGACGAUCUCCAGCCCUUCUACUCCUUGUUGGGUUCCUAUGGUCACAGCUGCAGUUCGGCGCUGAGUCAGCUGGCACGACGGUCUUCACGCUGCGCAACAACUGCACCUACACCGUCUGGCCGACCACCUUGUCCGGAAACACCGCGGUGGCCAUCGGGGGUGGCGGCUUCGAGCUGUCGCUCGGUGCCAAUGUCUCGUUCCCAGCCCCGGAUGGUUGGUCCGGCCGCUUGUGGGCGCGCACGGACUGUGCACCCUCCGGCACCGCGUCCCUCGCCUGUGCCACGGGGGACUUCGGCGGCGUUGUGAGCUGCUCCCUCGGUGGCGCGCCGCCCGUCACCCUCGCCGAGUUCACGCUGGGCAGUGCCGACGGGAAGGACUUGUACGACGUGAGCCUCGUGGGCAGGGGCAGACGGGGGAGCCCGCGCGCCACUCCUCCCCCCGCCGCCCGCGCGCUGCUCCUCGCCGCCCACCCGCAGCUUCUCCCCCCACCACCGCUGCGUCGCCCGCCGCCGCCAUCACCGCCGCCGCGUCGCCCCUCACCGGCCGCUGACGCCCUCCUCCUCCCGCUGGCUGAGUGCACUCUCUCCAUCAUGCCGGAGUCGCCGUGCCAACCAAUCUGUUGGCACCACUCGCAAGUCUUUGUCGAGAUCGAUUCCAGCCGCCAGUGA